AUGGAGGAAGGAGGCAAUAACGGCCACGGCGGCGGGCCGCCGCGGAGGUACAGAGGGGUGCGGCAGCGGAAGUGGGGGAAAUGGGUGUCGGAGAUCAGGGAGCCGGGCAAGAAGACGAGGAUAUGGCUGGGGAGCUACGACACUCCCGAAAUGGCGGCGGCGGCUUACGACGCCGCGGCAUUGUACCUCCGCGGAGGCGCAGCCGCCGCGGGUGGGGCCCAGCUCAACUUCCCGGAGCUGGCGGGGUCGCUCCCCCGCCCGGCCAGCUCCAGCGUGGAGGACGUCCAGACGGCGGCACAACAAGCCGCCGCCCGAAUGAUCGUGAAUCAUAAUAAUAUCAAGCAUCCGGCGGCGGUUCAUUCGCCGGAAUCGUGUAUUUCGGAGGAAGGAGAGCAGCAGCUGAUGGGCGGAGACGAGUCGGGUCGGUUCGGGUUGCGACCGGUUCGGGUCGGGCUGUCGCCGAGCCAAAUCCAGGCGAUCAACGAGACGCCGAUGGAUUCGCCGAACGUGUGGAUGGAAUUGGCGGGAGCGCUGUUGCGCGGCGGGGGGAACCAAUACGACGACGCCGUUUCGAUGGAUUUGGAUGGGGCGGUGAUCGACGGCUGUGAUUUCAGCGGGUUGGACGAGAUCAUGGAAAUGCAAUAUUUCCAGCCGUCCAUUUGGGAUUACUGA
This is a messenger RNA of Linum tenue, 672 nucleotides long. NCBI's taxonomy places the organism in Eukaryota, Viridiplantae, Streptophyta, Magnoliopsida, Malpighiales, Linaceae. The record is from the annotation of a GenBank genome assembly.